This is a messenger RNA of Musa acuminata AAA Group (dessert banana), 888 nucleotides long. Its product is annotated as protein WVD2-like 7. The record is from RefSeq and is a predicted model, not a curated record. The transcript is spliced from 2 exons. Bases 109 to 888 code for a protein of 259 amino acids. Lineage: Eukaryota; Viridiplantae; Streptophyta; Magnoliopsida; Zingiberales; Musaceae.
CCAAAAGUUUUACCGCUUCUUCCAUUUCAAAAGCCUCACCUUUUCUUGGGAUUUCUCAGCAUUUUGAGCCCAAUUUUUUGGAACCCUUUCGUUUCUUCGGUGCUUGAAAUGGGAUCUCAUGAAGCUCAGGAGAACCAUGUUGCAGCAUUAGGGGGAUCGAUAUCUUUCGGGAGAUUCUUGUCGGAAUCGCUAGACUGGGGCAAAUGGUCUUCCUUCCACCAUAACAGAUACUUGGAAGAGGUCGAGAAGUACUCGGUGCCGGGUAGUGUUGCUCGGAAGAAAGCUUACUUCGAAGCUCACUACAGGAGGGUCGCAGCUACGAAGGAAGCAGCAAAUGCUUCCAAUAAAAGCUUACCUGGGAGGCAAACAGAUGUCGCUGGAUUCGUAGAAUCUGAGAAGAAGAGUAAUCGUAUGGUUGACCAAGGUGCUUGUUUUUCGAGAGCAGGUAUCAGUUUUGAUCUGUGUGAAGUAGCACAAGUGGAGAAGGAGAAUGCCACAGAAGAAGAUAAGAGUCACAUCGGUUCUUCUCUGCAACUUGAAGCAACAGAUGUAGCAGUUGAAGAGGGUGAACAAGUAGAAUCUGAGGAGAAGAGUAAUCAUACGGUUGACAAUUCGAGAAAAGGUAUCAGUUUUAAUCUGUGUGACAAGAGCAAUGAACCACAAGUAGCAGAAGCGGAGAAGGGGAAUGCAAUAGAAGGAGAUGAGAUUCGCAUUGGUUCUUCUCUGCAACUUGAACCAACAGAUGUAGCAGUUGAAAAUAUUGAAAACAAGAACAAGUCUUCUGGGUUUGAGCUUAGUGAGAUCUGUACAUCGGAGAAGAAGCCACUGAAGGUAAUGUGCUUGGCUAGUUCUUCGGUUCCGGUUUCAUAUCCAUGUCAAUGCCACUGA